AUGCACGACGUCGGGGCCCCGGGCCGCCCACUGUUCGGCUACAACGGCGAGACAGGUGCUUGGCUCGGAGAAUCACGCACGGCAAGGGGGAGGCGCGGCCGGAAGGGAACCCGGAGAAAUCACUUGGCAUUGCCAUUGAUUUCUUUCAAAAAAAAAACAGCCAUAUUUUACCUCGGGACUCCUGAAACAUCGCGACACCCGAAGCACUCGGCCGGGCCCCAGCCGCAAGGUCCUUGCGGUCUCGACUUCAGAGAACUUCACCUGCGCUCGCUUGAAGGCAUCCGAUGGAUUAUCAAUUCCAGGGUUUCUUGGCACGGCGCGUUCCAGCAACUGCACAAGAACCAGAGAGACACGCUGGUCAUAAGACUUUGGCUUUUGGCACGAUAUGUUGUUGAUAACCAGUAG
Messenger RNA from Panicum virgatum (switchgrass), 405 nucleotides. RefSeq lists its product as uncharacterized. The coding region runs from base 1 to 405 and encodes 134 amino acids. The transcript has 4 exons. The record is from RefSeq and is a predicted model, not a curated record. NCBI's taxonomy places the organism in Eukaryota, Viridiplantae, Streptophyta, Magnoliopsida, Poales, Poaceae.